Messenger RNA from Zeugodacus cucurbitae (melon fly), 3648 nucleotides. Its product is annotated as division abnormally delayed protein-like. The transcript is spliced from 3 exons. Lineage: Eukaryota; Metazoa; Arthropoda; Insecta; Diptera; Tephritidae. The record is from RefSeq and is a predicted model, not a curated record. Bases 1009 to 1455 code for a protein of 148 amino acids. Gene Ontology annotation, cellular component: plasma membrane. Gene Ontology annotation, biological process: regulation of signal transduction.
UAUUUUAAAAUAUUUUUACUUUUAUUCACAUAAUUUAAUUAAUUUGUGUUUUUUUUUGCGCGUUGUUAACUUUAAUAUUCGACUGUCACUUACUACGGCCACCACUGUACAGCCAACAAUAAUCAAUUUUCACCGGCACUCUGCUCAAACUCAAACACACAACACGAACAUCGCAACCGAACAAGCAACCACAAACAUGUGCCAAACGAACCGCUAAGUUCGAUGUUCGAAGCGAACAGCAACGAACAUUUCUCAAAAUUCUUGCCAUUCAAACGCUAUACGCCAACGAGUUGUCGGAGUGUUCGGACGUGUGCAACCGUAGUAGCGCUUAAUUAACGCUAGUCCGCCGUUUAAACAGAGUAAAAAAAAAUAAGCUAAAAAAGAUAUACCGUGCGCUAGUCAUAUCCAGCAAAUGCGGAGCCGAGAGCGCUGUGAAACGCGUUGAGUUUAUAAUUAAACGCAAGUGGAAAGGCAAAGAAAUAUAUUAGUGUUGUAAAAAUACGAAUGAAAUAAGCAAAAUAAUAGAAUCAAAGCAGAAAAUAUAAGUGAAAAAAACACGAAGUGUGUAAAUAGACAAUCUAAGAAAUAGCGGCAGCGUGGAACGAGUGUCUCUGCUAGUGACGAGUGCGUUUGAAGACGAGCAAAAAGUUUUGUGUUAUUUAUAUUUGAUAGCGGUGGAGCACAAAGGCAGCGCGAUUUGUGAAUUAUUUGCAUAGUGCGAUAUCAAAGGCGUGUUGCCGACGAUAUUACAACAACAAUAAAAAUUUAAAGAAAUUACAAUAAUAAACAUUAAAAUAAAUUACAACAAAAAAUAAAAUAAAUUACAACAACAAAAAUAAGAAUAAUUAAAGUAUAUUAAAAAGAAGUUAAAUAUCGCCAGUUAGUCGUAUUUAAGCUCCAUUAAGCGCUCGAAAGCCAUACAACAACAAUAAAUAAGCAAGUGAAAAGUGUGCAUACUAUAUUUGUUGUUGUUUUAUUACAUUAAUACAUAAAAUCACACGUAAAAGUAUGGCCCACUCAAUCGCUGGAAUUGCCGGCAAACAAAAUGCCGCAAAUCAGAAACAACGACAACAACUCCCUCUAUUCACGCUGCUGCAAGUUUGCAUUGCACUCUUAGUGGCCAGCAGUUGUUUGGCAUUGCCAACGGCCGUCCAGGCGAAGCAUCUCGAUGGUGCUCAUCACUUUCAUGCACACCAUGAACUACAACAACAACAGCAGGAGCACCACGCACAUCACAGGCGCCGCUUGCAACGCGAUUCGACCAGCAAGAUUUUAAACACACGCGAACAAUGCAACAGCGUGCGGGAUUACUUCGAGACGAUCGACAGUAAGUUGAGCGGCAACUUUGAGGAAAAAGGUAAGAUUCAGCGGCAAAUCUCAUACAUAGUGACUUCCAAAAUAUUUAAUUUCGAAAUGAAAUAUGAACAUUCAAAAAGACAACCCAUGUCUACUUAAAUGCAAGUAUCUUGUAUGUAUUUCAAAGAACUUAUUUUAACUUCUUAAAUAUUUCUUUAAAGCAUUGUCCACUAUUGUGGAUGUUCGUGUACACGAUAGACCUCAUACUUAUUCUCAAAAUGUGGCAAGAUUUCGAAACUUUUUUGACCUUUUCGUGACAUCCUCAUUAUUUAUUCAUACAUAAAUCCAUAUUCAGCAUUAUGGAUGUAACUUUCCUUUCUCUUUCAAACUGUCAUUUGUCAUAACAACUGUCAUAGCGCUGUCACACUUUUACUAUUUUCUAGAAUAUGUUUCAAAAAACCACUAUAUGGUGUGCAGCUAUAAGUCACAGCCCACAAUCACACCUCCAUUUUAAUAAAGACUGUCAUUUACAUACGGAUUUCAGUGAUAACAACUAAAUGCUGCCAUAAAUGAUUAAUUAUUAAUUUUACCCUCUGAUUUACAUACAACAACAACAACAAUAUAAUAACUACUUUUAGAGUGCAAGAAGGUGUGUAGACUAGUGACAAUGACAAUGACAAGCGACUACAAUUAGACAAUUAACGCGCUGACAGACAAUGCAGACAACGAAAAUGAAAAAAGUAUAAAAAAGAAAUAGCAACAACAACAAUUGCAUUGAAAAUGAAAAUUACCUCAAAGCAAACCAAAACCGAAGUAUAUACAUAUAUCGACGUACACGUGUACAAUGUUGAAGUUAUUAUAUUCCUAACCGUAUAUGCAUUAAAAGCGUGGUAUUUCCGCGCUGGGCACACUUGGACUUGGCCUCUCUUCAAAACAGUGUUGUCCCAAUAUAUAUAGCGACCGUUUAUUAAACAACCAUUAUUGCAAUUAAGGAAAUAUGUUUCGUGUUAUGAAUAGUUGGUUGUUAUUGUUAAUGUUUAAUGUAUUUUGUUGUUGUAAUCACUAUUAUUGUUAUUGUUGUUAUUGCGACUAUGAACAUGCCUUUGAAAGACGGUAGGUGGAGUAGUGCCAAGAACUGUUUACUCAAUCCAUAAAACAUUAUUAUUGCUGUUGUUGCGUUUAUUGUCGCAAAUUAGCUCUUUAAUCGCUAAAUAACUGAAUUUAACCACACUAAUGACUCGUUUUCACCACGCAUUUCAACCAACGUCGAUGGUCUGCUUGUCUCCCCGCCUCUGGCGAAAGUCUAGUCCCAGACACCAUUUUGCACUUAUUUAAAAAUCGCAAUUUUCAUAACUUAGUUCUUGUUAUUGUUGUUGUUGUAAUUUACACACCGUUCACUUUCGGUCGAAAAGCUACUUUCAUAGUCGAGUCGAUCAAUCAGCGAUCAAGCGUUUGCACUUGUCGCUGUGAGAUCGAUCAGCUGGCGGUAGAGUUUUAGACCAACACAACAACAACAAGAACUGCUAUUACUACUACUCCUAAUUGGCAUUCAUUUGCUGUGUUGCCAACAACAAUGUAAGCAAUUUGUAAAUUGUUGAAAAGUUAAUCAAGUGUUGUAUGCAUGUAUGUAUGUAUUCAAUUAUGCUUGUAUGUAUUCCCGUCUUUAGUGUUGACUAUAUUAAACAUACACUACUCUGGCAACAUCGAUUUUAUCUUAUAGGUAAUUAAAGGUAAUUGACUGCAACAACGGUUAAUUGAUACUCGCGGUGUGAAGUGUUGUAGUUGUUGUUGUCAUUAAUUAGCCAAUGAAUAUGCGUACUUAGUGAACUGAGAAUGAUAAAUGAUUGAGGAGUAGCGACGCUAUGCUCUGAAGUGUGCGGAAAAGUUGUGGACGAAGUUAUGCAAAUGCAUAUAUACGUUUUUCCUCUGUAUUUAUGUAUGAGUGUAUAUACAACGUGUACCUUUCUAAUUACUGCUUGCAAAAUAGUUUAAUAUUUUUGUUGAAAGUUUUAGCAGUUAAAUCUGAGAUUUUCUAUUAUUUAUUUUGAAAUUAAUGUAUUUAAUGUAUUAUAUGUAUGUGUAUAUGUAUAUUUCUAACAAAAUUAUAUUUAAAUACAUAAAUCAAAGCUCGAAGACAUAAUUAGAGCAUUUCUGCGUAAUCAUCACGAAUUCCUAGAAAAUGAAUGGCUAGAGGCCUAACAGAUUUGUUUAGUGUUAAUCUGUCGAUUUUUGAUUCAAAUUAAAGACAACAAAUUUAGCGAUUACAUCAUGUAGUGCCAUGAGCAAUAAGUUUUAAACAUCCACAAUUUAUAUAAAUUUAUGAAUUACAUAAACAAUUCGCAAAAAUUAAAC